Messenger RNA from Ciona intestinalis (vase tunicate), 1844 nucleotides. RefSeq names its product nucleolar complex protein 4 homolog B. Gene Ontology annotation, cellular component: small-subunit processome; nucleolus; Noc4p-Nop14p complex. The record is from RefSeq and is a predicted model, not a curated record. Lineage: Eukaryota; Metazoa; Chordata; Ascidiacea; Phlebobranchia; Cionidae. Gene Ontology annotation, biological process: ribosome biogenesis.
ACACAGCUUCGCUGACUUUAUAGUUGUUAACAAAUUUUAUAAGUGCUUUUCUACAGAAUACCUGCUAUAAGUUUGUUUACAAUGAAGGCUAAGAGUAUAUCGUCUCUCGUUGAAGGUGUAAUUGCAAAGAGAAAAAAUGCAAACGACCUGGUCUUGAUCAUUGAGAAUAUAACUGUGACAUCCAAAGCAUCUUUAGUCUUAGAAGCAAUUUCAGGUGCUCAUGAAAUAUUUGUGCAUUUAUUUGAAUCUGACAAUGUAAGUCUACAACCUGACAGUGAUAAAUGUGUGACAACCACAGAAAAAUAUAAAGCAUGGACAAAUGAACAAUAUCAUUCAUACUUUGAUUGCUUGUUGGCUUGCUUCGCACAUGGGGACCAAUCUGUCCGCAAAAGCGCUUUAGAAACUUGUGCAAAGAUUAUACAAUGUUAUGGGUACUACUGUUGUACUUCAGCUAUAAGGCUUAGUGUUCCAGAAGAACUUGUAAAAAAGGUCACAAAAUGUCUGUUGCUGCAGAACGAGUGUUUUGAUGAGCUGCUUCAACUUUUAAUUCGGGAGUUUUUUAAGUAUGGUGAUAUUAGAUACUUUGUAAUGAGAAGUUUAUCAACAAUUCUAUCUGAUGUUUACAAUGUUGAUGAUCAACAGAAAAAUAACUGCUUGGUUUUGUUGGAAAGCGUUACAUCACUGAUGCCUAAAGAAGACAGUGCUUGUUUAAAUUCCUACAUACUCGCAUAUGAAAGUAAACUGCAUCCUAUUUCAGAAGAAAUAAGGGACAAAUUUAUGACUGAGCCCCCAUUUCAAAUAUCACAACAUCGUAAACGCUUUGGUCAAAUGUGGCUUGAAUUUCUGAAGCUGCCACUCUCUGGUUCUCAUGUGAAAAGGGUUUUGGUUAUUUUACACGCAUCAUUGGUUCCUAACUUUUCCCAGCCACGAUUGUUAGCAGACUUUCUCAUCAACACAUACAACCGGGGUGGUGGGCUUUCAUUGCUAUCCCUGCAUGGUUUAUUUGUCCUCAUGCAUAAUUAUAACCUUGAUUAUCCUGACUUUUAUACGAACCUCUACACGUUGCUUCACCCAAGAAUAUUUUCUACCAAGUACAAAGCAAGAUUCUUUCAUCUGUUGGAUUUAUUUCUGUCAUCCACACAUAUACCAUCAUACAUGGUUGCUGCUUUUGUUAAGAAACUUUCCCGUCUCAGUCUUAUUGCUCCUCCACAUAGUAUAAAUACCAUGGUGAACAUGAUACUUAACUUGAUGAGAAGACACCCAAGCAUACGACAUAUGAUUCACUGCACUGACAAGGAGCAUGCAACCAUUACCACGGACCCAUAUAUUGAAAAUGAAAAGGACCCAGCACUUUGCAAAGCCGCUGAAAGUUCCCUGUGGGAGCUACACACCCUUAAACACCAUUACUGCCCAAAAAUUGCAAAACUUGCUUCGGCUAAAUCACUUGGUACAAAAGAAACCGACAUUCAUGAAAAUUUGGAGGAUAAUUACAAAGAUUUUUUUGAUGAAGUUGUAAAAAAAGAAUUUAAAGAAAUUCCUAUGAACUACACACAACCUAAUACUUUGUUCUUUGGUCAAGAAGAUGAGACAAUGAAUUUGUGGACAGGAAUUUAAUUAUUUCCUAACACAUUUAUUCAAUACUUUAUGUCAGCAAUCAUAUUAAUUAUCAUUAAUAAAAAAUAAUAUAAAUCAGUGCAUUACAAUGAAACCAAGCAACUACAAAUAUUGAAUUAAAUGUUUCCAUUUAUAAUGUCUUUAACUAAACGCUUGUUUAUUUAUAGUAGCUUCAACUUUUCAACCUGGCACGGCUUUCUCUUACAGAAUAAAAGCGGAUGAAACAUUAA